Misgurnus anguillicaudatus (oriental weatherfish) is the source of this 1715-nucleotide messenger RNA. RefSeq names its product glycine receptor, beta a (gene glrba). NCBI's taxonomy places the organism in Eukaryota, Metazoa, Chordata, Actinopteri, Cypriniformes, Cobitidae. Gene Ontology annotation, molecular function: extracellularly glycine-gated chloride channel activity; transmembrane signaling receptor activity. Gene Ontology annotation, cellular component: postsynaptic membrane. The record is from RefSeq and is a predicted model, not a curated record. Gene Ontology annotation, biological process: monoatomic ion transmembrane transport; chloride transport.
AAACAUGGAAACACGCCGUGUGUGCGCGUGCGUGCGCACUUGUGUGUCUGAUAGAGGGGAACAGUUAACGACGUUUUACACCAGUUGUAUCUGAAAUGCUGAGGUGUGCAGAUAUGGUUCUUAAGGGCUUGAUCUUGUUGAUGCUGCUGGUACAGUUCUCCUCAGAAGAAGGAGGCAAACCCAAGAAAGGGAAAAAGGGCAAACAAGUCAUCUGUCCCUCUCAGUUAUCAGCAGAAGAUCUAGACCGAGUACCAGGCAACUCCACGAGCAACAUUUUAAAUCGCCUGCUGAUGACCUACGAUUCACGAAUACGACCGAACUUCAAAGGUAUCCCAGUGGAGGAUAAGGUGAACAUCUUCAUCAACAGCUUUGGCUCAAUCCAGGAGACCACAAUGGAUUACCGUAUCAAUAUAUUCCUGCGUCAGCGCUGGAAUGACCCACGAUUGCGGUUACCCGCAGAUUUUAAGUCGGAUGCAUUGACUGUUGAUCCGAAAAUGUUCCAGUGCCUUUGGAAGCCAGAUCUGUUUUUCGCCAAUGAAAAAAAUGCUAAUUUUCAUGAUGUUACCCAGGACAACAUACUCCUCUUCAUCUUCCGUAAUGGAGACGUCCUCAUUAGCAUGAGAUUGUCCGUCACGCUAUCUUGCCCUCUGGAUCUAACGCUCUUUCCUAUGGACACACAACUCUGCAAGAUACAAUUAGAGAGCUUUGGCUACACCACAAAGGACCUGAUGUUUAUGUGGCAGUCUGGGGAUCCAGUUCAGAUGGACGAAAUAGCUUUGCCGCAAUUUGAUGUGAAGCAAGAGGACAUUACGUACGGAAACUGCACUAAGUUCUACCCGGGAACAGGUUAUUACACAUGUGUAGAAGUAAUCUUUACUCUGAGGAGGCAGGUGGGAUUUUAUAUGAUGGGUGUCUAUGCUCCCACUCUUCUCAUUGUCGUCCUGUCAUGGCUGUCCUUUUGGAUCAACCCUGACGCCAGUGCGGCCCGUGUGCCCUUAGGUAUUUUAUCUGUUCUGUCGCUCUCGUCUGAGAGUAUGUCUCUAGCAUCCGAGCUUCCUAAGGUCUCCUACGUGAAGGCCAUUGAUAUCUGGAUGAUUGCCUGUUUGCUCUAUGGUUUUGCCUCGCUUGUGGAGUAUGCUGUGGUUCAGGUGAUGCUGAACAGUCCAAGGAGAAUCGAAGCAGAGAAGGCAAAGAUGGCCCAGAAAGAUAAAGCAAGAGAGAAAGAGAACAAGACACCAGCCAAAACUAAUAGUGCCAAUGGAACGGGAGGGACCCCAAUACAUGUCAGCACAUUACAGGUUGUGGAAAACCGCUGUAAGAAGGUGUGUACUUCUAAAUCCGAUCUGCGCUCAAAUGAUUUCAGCAUUGUUGGUUCUCUACCCCGUGAUUUCGAACUCUCCAAUUUCGACUGUUACGGGAAACCCAUAGAGGUAACAAACGCUGCUGGCAAAUCGCUGAACAAGAACAAUAAGAAGCCAGCACCUCCGAAACCCGUCAUUCCUUCUGCGGCUAAACGCGUUGACCUUUAUGCACGCGCUCUGUUCCCUUUCACUUUUCUCUUCUUCAAUGUCAUUUACUGGUCUGUUUAUCUGUAAACGGGAGACACACGAAGUGUCCGUGUGUAUGUUUGUGUGGGUGUGUGUCGGCGUGUGUAUAUGUUAAUGAGGGAAUGUAACAUGAUCAAGCAUGAAAAAGUGUAAAAAUAUCAUCUUUUA